Heterocephalus glaber (naked mole-rat) is the source of this 4960-nucleotide messenger RNA. RefSeq names its product teashirt zinc finger homeobox 1 (gene Tshz1). Gene Ontology annotation, molecular function: DNA-binding transcription factor activity, RNA polymerase II-specific; DNA binding. NCBI's taxonomy places the organism in Eukaryota, Metazoa, Chordata, Mammalia, Rodentia, Bathyergidae. Gene Ontology annotation, cellular component: nucleus. The record is from RefSeq and is a predicted model, not a curated record. Gene Ontology annotation, biological process: regulation of transcription by RNA polymerase II.
CUUUGAGUCCCAGCGGCUCCAGCUGACUUCCCUUUCAUCAUUCCCGUUGGGAAGGGAGCGUUUUCGACAAGGUGGUUUCCUCUUCUCCCUGUUCUUCUUCGUGCCCCUGCCUCCUCCCCUCACCCCCUUCCCUCCCCACACUCCCAAUGCACCUGAUCAAAACAUUAUCACCGACAAAGGUUUCUCUCUCCAAAUUAAAUGAGUCCAACCAGCCUGGGAAUUUUCUCGAAGGAAGAAAGUGCAACGCUGAUGUGCCAAGUUAAUGAAUCUGGUAGUGGAGAGAACGUUAUUGAGCCUGGAUAAUGUUAUCCAGCCGCCUUCCUUCUUCUAACGCUUCCUGUAAAGAAUGUGUGGAAGUUCGUUACGUGGCGUGAUUCUAACAUCUGUCCUACCCCAUAAUGGCGAUUUGUCUUAUGUUCCUGAGGAAGAAUUGAAGGCAGCAGAAAUAGAUGAGGAGCAUGUGGAGGAUGGUGGGCUGUCUUUGGACGUUCAGGAGAGUGAGUUUGUAUGCGAUGAAGAGACGGAGAUCAAAGAGGCACAGAGCUACCAGAACUCCCCUGUCAGCACUGCAACCAACCAGGAUGCUGGCUAUGGCUCACCCUUCAGUGAGAACAGUGAUCAGCUAGCCCAUUUCAAAAGCUCUUCCUCCAGAGAUGAGAAAGAGGAGCCACAGUGUCCAGACAGCAUCUCCUACCCUCAGGACAGCUUGGCACAAAUCAAAGCCGUGUAUGCGAACUUGUUCUCAGAGUCCUGCUGGUCUAGCUUAGCUCUGGAUUUGAAGAAGUCCAGUUCGACCACCAGCAACAAUGAUGCUGGCCAGAAGGAGUGCUCCACCCCCACCCCCACCCCCUCCACCACUACUGCCGGUACCACCAGUACCACGGCAAGCACAGCCAGCACCAGCUGCAGCACCAGCACCAACCACAGCAGCACCACCAGUAACAGCAGCAGCUCUGGGUAUGACUGGCACCAGGCUGCCUUGGCCAAGACGCUGCAGCAGACGUCAUCCUAUGGGCUGCUCCCUGAGCCCAGCCUGUUUAGCACCGUGCAGCUCUAUCGGCAGAACAACAAACUGUAUGGCUCUGUGUUCACCGGCGCUAGUAAAUUUCGGUGCAAAGACUGUAGUGCUGCCUAUGACACGCUGGUGGAACUGACAGUGCACAUGAAUGAGACGGGCCAUUAUCGUGAUGACAACAGGGACAAGGACUCUGAGAAGACCAAGCGGUGGUCUAAGCCCAGGAAGCGCUCCCUGAUGGAGAUGGAGGGGAAAGAAGAUGCACAGAAGGUGCUGAAGUGCAUGUACUGUGGACACUCCUUUGAGUCCUUGCAAGACCUCAGCGUCCACAUGAUCAAAACAAAGCAUUACCAGAAAGUGCCUCUGAAGGAGCCAGUGCCAGCCAUCACUAAACUGGUCCCUUCUACCAAAAAGCGAGCACUUCAGGAUCUGGCAUCCCCUUGCUCUCCAGAGCCAGCAGGCAUGGCCACAGAGGUUGCCCUAAGUGAGUCAGCCAAGGACCAGAAAACUGCAAACCCGUACGUCACACCGAAUAACCGCUAUGGCUACCAGAAUGGUGCUAGUUACACGUGGCAGUUUGAGGCCCGCAAAGCGCAGAUCCUCAAGUGCAUGGAGUGCGGCAGCUCCCAUGAUACUCUGCAGCAGCUCACAGCCCACAUGAUGGUCACUGGCCACUUCUUGAAGGUGACAACCUCAGCUUCCAAGAAAGGAAAGCAACUGGUUCUGGACCCUGUGGUGGAAGAAAAGAUCCAGUCCAUACCCCUCCCCCCGACCACCCACACCCGGUUGCCAGCAUCCAGCAUCAAGAAACAGCCAGACUCUCCGGCUGGCUCCAUGGCCUCUGAAGAAAAGAAAGAGCCCGAGAAGGAGAAGGCACCAGUGGUGGUGGUGGGUGAUGUGGACAAGAAGAUCAAGGAGGAGAGCGACGACACCGCUGAGAAGUUUGAGCCCACUGCUCUCUACCAGUACUUGCGUGAGGAGGACCUGGAUGACAGCCCCAAGGGGGGCAUGGACAUUCUGAAGUCCCUGGAGAACACCGUGUCCACAGCCAUCAGCAAAGCGCAGAAUGGUGCGCCCUCUUGGGGGGGCUACCCCAGCAUCCACGCAGCCUACCAGCUGCCAGGCACCGUGAAGCCGCUGCAGGCGGCCGUGCAGAGUGUACAGGUGCAGCCGUCCUAUGCCAGCAGCAUGAAGUCGCUGUCCACCACAGAGCACAAUGCCCUCUUACACUCCCCGGGGAGCCUUACACCCCCACCGCACAAGAGCAACGUGUCUGCCAUGGAGGAGCUGGUUGAGAAGGUCACAGGCAAGGUCAUUGUCAAGAAGGAGGAGAGGUCUGCAGAGAAAGAGAAGAGCUCUCCCACCAAGGCUGCAUCCCCUGUGGCAAAGGAGAAUAAAGAUUUUCCUAAGUCAGAGGAAAUAGGUGGCAAGCAGCAGAAGAAGGGGCCGGAAGCUGAGACGGGGAAGGCCAAAAAGGAGAGCCCAGUGGAUGCUCACACCCCAAACGGCACAGAGGCUCUCAAAGCCAGGGUCACCAAUGGCUGUAACAACUUGGGGAUCAUCACGGACCACUCGCCAGAACCCUCCUUCAUCAGCCCGCUGAGCGCUUUGCAGUCCAUCAUGAAUACCCACCUGGGUAAGGUGUCGAAGCCUGUGAGCCCCUCUAUGGACCCAUUGGCAAUGCUGUACAAAAUCAGCAACAGCAUGCUGGACAAGCCCGUUUACCCCACCACGCCAGUGAAGCAAGCUGAUGCCAUUGACCGCUACUACUACGAAAACAGUGACCAGCCCAUCGAUCUGACCAAGUCCAAGAACAAACCCCUGGUCUCUGGUGUGGCUGACUCUGUGUCGUCGCCUCUGCGGGAGAGUGCCCUCAUGGAUAUCUCUGACAUGGUGAAGAACCUCACGGGGCGCCUGACCCCCAAGUCCUCCACUCCCUCCACGGUGUCUGAGAAGUCCGAUGCAGACGGAAGCAGCUUUGAGGAGGCACUGGAUGAGCUGUCACCCGUCCACAAGAGGAAAGGGCGCCAGUCCAACUGGAACCCGCAGCACCUGCUCAUCCUGCAGGCCCAGUUUGCCUCAAGUUUGCGGGAGACAGCAGAGGGCAAGUACAUCAUGUCGGACCUGGGUCCUCAGGAGCGUGUGCAUAUCUCCAAGUUCACAGGCCUCUCCAUGACCACCAUCAGCCACUGGCUGGCCAAUGUGAAAUACCAGCUUCGAAGGACAGGGGGAACAAAAUUCCUCAAGAACCUCGACACAGGGCAUCCUGUUUUCUUUUGCAACGAUUGUGCCUCUCAAUUCAGAACUGCUUCCACAUACAUCACCCAUCUGGAGACGCACUUGGGCUUCAGCCUGAAGGACCUCUCCAAGCUGCCACUCAGUCAGAUUCAAGAGCAGCAGAACGUCUCCAAAGUCCUUGUGAACAAGACUUUGGGCCCACUGGGGGCUGCCGAGGAAGACUUGGGCUCCACAUUCCAGUGCAAGCUCUGCAACCGGACUUUUGCAAGCAAGCACGCAGUCAAACUGCACCUUAGUAAGACGCACGGCAAGUCGCCGGAGGACCACCUGAUCUAUGUGACUGAGUUGGAGAAACAAUAGUGUCCAGGUAUGCAAGUGAUAGCCGGACAUUGCACUAACGUCGUUGUUGUACUGCACUAGGCCUGGCCUGAGCCGCUGAAAUCAGUCUUUCCUUUGUUGCUGGACUGCCUAUCUGGACCUUGUUUUUUCUUACACAUAUUUUGUAGUUAUAUUUAUAUGCUCUUUGUCUGACCUGUGCAUGUUAUUUUUCUUUUUUCCGUGAGUCAAAGUCUGACCUUUAUUUUCAACAUCUGUUCUUGAUGUUAAGCUAUCUUUUGUAGGAAAUAGUGGGGCACACUACUCAGAGACAUUAUUUAGCAGUAAAGAAAGACACAAAUAGCAAUGAUAAAAAGAUAUCCUAAAAUUAUGAAGUUGCCAUGCUAAUAAAGGUCAUAGAACCUGGUAGUGUCAACUUUAACCCUUUGAGGACUAUAAUCACAUCUCUGUGCCUUUCACUCAAAAAGAAAAAAAAAAACGAAAGAAAAAAAGCUUAAAGGCAUUUCAUUCAGAUCAAAAGCUGUGUCAGACACAAAACUUAUUUAAUAAUUAAAAUGAGCUUUUAUAUGCAGGACUGGUUUGUGAGGAAAACAUGCAUGUAGCUGUUGGAAGACAGAAAGCUGUCUAGGACUCACGGGGUUAGCAAGCCACAACUUUACAUGUUUAAAAUUUAAAAACAAAACAAACAACAACAACAGCAACAACAACAAGAAGUACCCCAGUCACCACUAUGCCCAAACCCUCUGGAUGCUGAAAAAUGCCACUUUUGGCAAAAAAGUAUGCAAGUUAUUAUUUAAAAAUGUGUAAAAAUGCUAUUUCUUUUUUUCCUGUAAAAUACUGCAGUUUAUAGUUAUUUACAAAUGUAAGCUUUGGUAUAAGCUGAUCUUUCUAUAGUGUGCUGCAUUGGUAAAUGAAAAACAAAAAACAAAAAGGGGCAAAUGUUGGAGUCCUUACCUUGUAAAUUGCCAGAAUCGGCUUAAAAACUCCUGUAUGUUACAUAUUGUAUCAUUUUAACCUCUUCAACUUUCUUUGUACCUUCUGGCUGUAUGCUUUCUCUUUUAACUUUUUAUAUUGUCAUUUUAUAUUAAAUUUCUGUGUAUAUAAUGUAAAACCACAAUUUUUGAAUAAAAUUUAGUUCCUGCAGCUUGAUUUAAAUAGAGAAAUUUUACUGGCACCUGCAUCUUCCCAGAUGCAUGUACUCAGAGGAACUAUCAGACAAACUAAAUAAAUAAAAACAGAGCAAGCAAUGCACUAUUAAUUAUACAUUUUGAUGUUCUGUCAUUAAUAUUGUACAGUACAUUUUGGUUCACACAAUUAAAUCCACUGUUUUCUCAAAUGUAAAAUAAACCCACACGCAGUUCUUGAUUUACA